CCCGCGAUUGGGCAUACAGCCGCUCUUACGCACUCCAACCAUAACUAUGCGCCACAUUGAUCUCCAAACAUUCUCGAAACAGGUUCUAUACGAACUCGCCCCAAGGUCGACAAUAUAAUACCUACCUGCCUUUGCCACAAGUUUUGAGUCCUCAGACAUACAUUCCAUCACGCUCAAAGUCAACUCAAACUAGCCUGCAUACGUUGAGUAUAUACCUGCCAGUGUACUUACAUACGACGCCAUCAUGGUCCUCGAAUAUUUCUCCCUCAAGAAGGCUGACCAGAAGACAAAACCACCUGUACAAGUCAAAGAACGUGAGACUCCUAGAUCUCCUGUCUUGACUGAAGAAGAAGAACGCUUCUGGCGUGAGGUCACUGAAGAAAGCACACCUCCACCUCUUCCAGAUCGGCCUCAGAAAUCAAAAGAUGCACAAAUAGCUUUGAUGGACGGUGCAGAACAAGUCGCUUUGCCCACAUCACCUCCAGCAGAGGAAGAGAAGAAGAAGAAUAGGUUCUCGGCCUUCUACGAGACGACCUUAGCCCGCGGUAAUUCCGUGCUCAGCAAGAGAAAAGAGAAGGGAGAUAGCAAAGAGAAGGAGAAGGAUGAUAAAAAGGAAGCCAAGAGCAAAGACAAGAAAGGAAAGCAGAAGGAGACUCAAGCAGUUCCUGCGGUAGUCGAGCCUGCGGCAGACGUAGAGAAAGAGAACAGCGAUCUCAACGCGGUCCUCGACCAACUCAACCUCGCAGCUGUGAACAACCGCGUUUUCAGCUUCUCCAAAGAAUCACAAGAACUUCUCGACAAGUUCAAAAUCAUCCUGAAAGACAUCGUCAACGGCGUUCCCACGGCUUAUGAUGACCUCGAGAAACUUCUUCGCGGCUCUGAAGAGCAACUCAACAAGCUGUACGAAGGACUUCCCCCCUGGAUCCAGUCUCUUGUGCGUUCUCUCCCCGCAAAGAUGACUGCUGCCUUGGGACCCGAAGUCCUCGCAGCUGCGGCAGAAAAGCCUAGCCUCUCAGCCUCUGCAACAGGCGCAUCGAAGAGCAAGAAGAAACGGCAGAUUCCGUCCCUCAAGAGUCUCGUGACCGCACAAGGCGCCGUAGCCACGAUGCUGCGCAGCAUCCUGAACUUCCUGAAGCUGCGAUUCCCCAUGUUCAUGACCGGUACAAACAUGCUGCUCAGCUUAGCCGUCUUCAUCCUCCUCUUCGUCUUCUGGUACUGCCACAAGCGUGGCCGCGAGACCCGCCUCGAGACCGAACAACGCGAAUCCAAAGAGCGCGCCGAGUCUGCCGCCAACUCCUCCGAUUCCGACGCGGACGACAGCAUCGUCCUCACGCCCACGAACUACUACGAGGAGUCGCUGAAGAAGCAGGCCGAGGAGCAGCGUGCGGCUAGCAAUGCAACAUCGUCCGAACCACCGUUGACGAUUCAUGAUGACAGAGUUGAUCAACGGCCCGUCAGUCCGCGGGUGGAGAACCUGCCGAGUGUGCUGGAUUUGCCGGAGCCGAAGGAGGUUCCCCUACCGAGUGCCACGCCUGGGGAAAAGAAGAACUAGAGGAAGGAUGGGGAGUUCGCAUUGGUUCCAGAAUGAAUUCGCAGCGCAGGAUUUUUUUUUGGGAAGGGGGAAGUAUUGCACACACACGAUAAAUGAAUGAUCGUAACGAAGACGACACAAUGAGCUACCAUAGUUUAAUGAAUUAAUACCCCAGC
Messenger RNA from Pseudovirgaria hyperparasitica, 1707 nucleotides. RefSeq lists its product as uncharacterized. The record is from RefSeq and is a predicted model, not a curated record. Bases 245 to 1552 code for a protein of 435 amino acids. The transcript has 2 exons. Lineage: Eukaryota; Fungi; Ascomycota; Dothideomycetes; Acrospermales; Acrospermaceae.